ACGUAGGAUGUACAGCUGCUUCUCUGGAUCAGCAUUGCUUAUAUUACCCUGAUUAUAGUAUAUAAUGCUGACGCGGUUGCAUUUGUUUGAAGUAAACGAAGCCCUAUAUAAACACACCCACGGCACAGAUGGUGAAAAACAACACUUCUCCACAGCACAUCGUUUGUUCCGGCAUAAGUUAACCGCGUGCGGUGCGGUGUGGUGGUGUGCAGGGCGGAGCAGUCGGCGUCACCAUGUCGAGGCCGAGGUUGGACGGCAAGGUGGCCAUCGUGACGGGCGGCGCGAGCGGCAUCGGCGAGGCGGCCGCGCGGCUCUUCGCGGCCAGCGGCGCCACGGUGGUCAUCGCGGACAUCCAGGACGCGCUGGGCGAGGCGGUCGCGGCCUCCAUCGCGGAGUCCGGCGCGUGCUGCACGUACGCGCGGUGCGACGUGACGGACGAGGCCCAGGUGGAGGCCACGGUGGCGGCGGCCGUCGCGGCGCACGGCCGGCUCGACGUCAUGCUCAGCAACGCCGGCGUGCUGCUCCCGACGGGCCCCGUCACGGACAUGGACCUGUCCGCGCUGGACCGCGUCAUGGCCGUCAACUUCCGGGGCGCCGCGGCGUGCGUCAAGCACGCGGCCCGCGCCAUGGUGGCGGCCGGCGUCCGGGGCGCCAUCGUGUGCACGGGGAGCGUGGCGUGCGUGCAGGGCGGGUUCGGCCCGGCGUCGUACACGGCGUCCAAGCACGCGCUGCUGGGCCUGGUGCGCGCCGCGGCGGGCGAGCUCGGGCGGCACGGCGUGCGCGUCAACCUCGUGUCGCCCGGCGGAGUGGCGACGCCGCUCAGCUGCGCCGUGGUGGGCGUGGGAGCCGAGGAGAUGGAGGUCAUGACGGAGGCCCACAACGUGCUGCGCGGGAAGGUGCUGCGCGCGGCCGACGUGGCGGAAGCGGCGCUGUUCCUCGCGUCCGACCAGGCCGGCUUCAUCAGCGGCCACAACCUCGUCGUCGACGGCGCCACCACCGCCGUGAACCCCGCCGUGCUGCGCUCUAUCGGGCUGUGAUCUGCGCCGCACGUCCAUCGUCUCAUCAGCUCUCUUGAUCUGUUCAUAGUACUACAGCUACAGCAGCAGUUAAUAUUAGUAAUGUGAUUCCUUGAAAAAUAUAUAAAUGUUGUGACAUGAUGAGAAUUAAUACUUCUUGCGUUAAUUUUGUAU
Triticum dicoccoides is the source of this 1190-nucleotide messenger RNA. Its product is annotated as short-chain dehydrogenase reductase 3b-like. The record is from RefSeq and is a predicted model, not a curated record. The coding region runs from base 234 to 1037 and encodes 267 amino acids. Lineage: Eukaryota; Viridiplantae; Streptophyta; Magnoliopsida; Poales; Poaceae. The transcript has a single exon.